GCUGUACAAGUGGACUGGCAACUCUUGUCAGGUUCUGUCAAUGUCAUUCUUUUACCUCCGAACAGUCAAUGUCGGUGGUGGUUUGAAUAACCAAAAUUUGCCAAAAUGUCGCUGGUAAUUCCGGACAAGUUUCAACACAUUCUUCGUAUUAUGAAUACGAACAUCGAUGGCAAACGUAAAGUUAUGUUUGCCAUGACUGCUAUCAAGGGAGUCGGUCGUAGAUAUUCUAAUAUCGUACUGAAGAAGGCUGACAUUGAUCUUGACAAGCGUGCUGGUGAAUGCACCGAAGAGGAGGUUGAGAAGAUCAUUACUAUCAUGUCCAACCCCAGACAAUACAAAAUCCCAGACUGGUUCCUCAACAGGCAGAAGGAUAUUGUUGACGGCAAGUACAGCCAGCUGACAUCAUCCAACUUGGACUCAAAACUCCGUGAGGACUUGGAAAGGCUCAAGAAGAUCCGUGCCCACAGGGGUAUGCGUCACUACUGGGGCCUGCGUGUGCGUGGUCAGCACACCAAGACUACUGGCAGGAGAGGAAGAACUGUUGGUGUGUCUAAGAAGAAGUAAUUUUAAAUAAAAAACAUUUAACUGCA
Messenger RNA from Trichoplusia ni (cabbage looper), 590 nucleotides. RefSeq names its product 40S ribosomal protein S18 (gene RpS18). The record is from RefSeq and is a predicted model, not a curated record. Gene Ontology annotation, cellular component: cytosol; ribosome; small ribosomal subunit. The transcript is spliced from 3 exons. The coding region runs from base 106 to 564 and encodes 152 amino acids. Gene Ontology annotation, biological process: translation. Lineage: Eukaryota; Metazoa; Arthropoda; Insecta; Lepidoptera; Noctuidae. Gene Ontology annotation, molecular function: structural constituent of ribosome; RNA binding.